Messenger RNA from Prorocentrum cordatum, 1297 nucleotides. The record is from the annotation of a GenBank genome assembly. NCBI's taxonomy places the organism in Eukaryota, Dinophyceae, Prorocentrales, Prorocentraceae.
AGGAGGAGGAGGAGGAAGAGGAGGAGGACGACGAGGAGGACGACGAGGAGAACGAGGAGGACGACGACGAGGAGAACGAGGAGGAGGACGGGGAGGAGAACGAGGAGGACGACAAGGAGAACGAGGACGACGACGACGACGACGACGAGGACGAGGAGGGAGAGGGCGGCCGGAGGCAGCUUCUGUGCCCCCCGGGGCCCUUCGGAGCCGCUGCGUGCAGCUCGGCCGACCGGCGCGGCGACGCCAUCAAACCGCCAGGCCGCUGGACUUCGUCGUCGUCGUCGUCGUCGUCCGUCGUCCGUCGCAUGUACCCAGACCGCUUUCGCCAGUGCGCAGCGUACAGCGAAGGGUUAAAAGCGAAACGAAUUCAACUGUUUAAAAUCUGCGUUUAAACAGUCGAUCCUCUCAGUGAGGCCGUCCUUUGCGGAUCCGACUGAAUAUACAGGUUAAAUUAGCCAUGCAAACAACUGCUCAAUGUUUAUCCCAGCUGAUCCUCUCAGUGAGGCCGGACUUUGCGCCUCCAGCUGGUUUAAACACAAAAGUUGAACAGAUGUUUAGCUGCACGCUGCCAAGCUGCUGGGAGGAUGUGGAGAGGAGAGAAAAGAGGUUACCUCGCAUGCGACAUCACCUACCGUUUAGCGCCUGGCCCGCGAGCGCGAACAUCUUGUCUACCUGUUUAGCGGCGGUCGCGGGCGCGUGAGCGCACUUCCAAGGCUUUCGCAGAUCCAAUCAUAACUGUCACUGUAACGGCGCGGGCUGGAAAGCUGCAGUCCUACAAAAAAGCACUCGGACAGAGGAGACACAAUGGCCAACCCAGAGGCAAAACGCGCAUAGAGUAUGUGAGCCACUGGCAGAGUAGCAGCUCAUGGCAGCAGCCUCGCAGUGCACCGCGCACCGCUAAGGUUGCACUUAGAAGAAAGGACGGGGCUGAGAGAAGACAUGGAACAGGAGGAACCCAGAAGCCUCCAUGUAGGCUCGACUGCCCGAGGCGCGAGCCUGGCACUGCAGUCGCUCCCGAUGGAGCACAGGCCCAAGAAGACACGAAUGCAAAGCUAGGUAACUAUGGCUGCGGUGGCAGCCUGGCGCUCGAUAGAGCAGCAGCUAAAUCCAUAGUGCUCCGGAAGCCUCGGAAAAAUGGGACGCUGCACAAAGCGAAAUCACUUGUCACUGCAGGCGCAACAAAGAUCCGAGCACAGAGCAAGCUUCUCAAACGCAGAGGCGAAAACUGAAUUACCAUGCUGCGAAUGAGUGGUGCUGCAGCAUUUGCAGCCACCGUGCGGAGGAAGGGGGAUGUUAG